AUGCCAGGUGACCCCCUCCACCACCCGCCGUCUCUACCGUCUCCCACCGCGUCUCUACCGUCUCCCACCGCGUCUCUACCGCCUCCCACCGCGUCUCUACCGUCUCCCACCGCAUCUCUAUCUGUACCGUCUCCCACCGCGUCUCUACCGUCUCCCACCGCAUCUCUAUCUCUACCGUCUCCCACCGCGUCUCUACCGUCUCCCACCGCAUCUCUAUCUCUACCGUCUCCCACUGCGUCUCUACCGUCUCCCGCGGCUCCUCAUUCUCCGGGGCCCUACGCUCAGAGCCCGGCUGCAGUGCGUGUGGCCGCGGUGACCUCCUGA
This is a messenger RNA of Knipowitschia caucasica, 324 nucleotides long. The record is from the annotation of a GenBank genome assembly. NCBI's taxonomy places the organism in Eukaryota, Metazoa, Chordata, Actinopteri, Gobiiformes, Gobiidae.